This is a messenger RNA of Clunio marinus, 195 nucleotides long. The record is from the annotation of a GenBank genome assembly. Lineage: Eukaryota; Metazoa; Arthropoda; Insecta; Diptera; Chironomidae.
AUGACUCUAUUGAGACGAGACAAGAUGGUGGUGCAAAGAGUUUCAAUGCAAACUGCAAUGACACUUUUCUUUUCACGGCCGUUCCUCUUUGUUUUCAGCGGUAUAAUUUUCACGCUUGUUAUAAAGCGAGAGCGAGAAAAGCAAAUGAAGAGUUAUAAGGUGAAGAAGACGGCCGUAAGUGAAAAAUGUGAAUGA